AUGCAGCCCAUCGUGAAGGAGACAGUAGGCGAGCGGGACAGCUCUGGUGACUCUCUUGACCCCUUUGUAGCAGGUGGAACUUCGCUCCAGGACAUUCUGGAGAAAUUUUGGGAGAAAUUCAGCUCUCAUGUUAAAGGGAGGGCCAUGAAGUCCGAUGGAGUUUGGGCUGUCGAGCAAGCUGCAAUUGACUCUUGGUCCAAGUUCAUGGUGUUCAAGGUGAAGAAGCACAUUGUCGACAGCUCAAAAUCCAACGAGGACUGGAACACUUGGCUUCAAUCAAUGCAUGACAAGACUGCCACGCUUCUUAUCUAUGAUUAUGGCGUCAGCCUCGGGAGAAAACAAGAUCGCCAAGCGUUUUGGAAGGCUGCUGAAGUCACGCUUCGCGAGGUCGUGGGGCGCCACAUACACAGGUGA
Messenger RNA from Phytophthora nicotianae INRA-310, 414 nucleotides. RefSeq lists its product as hypothetical. The coding region runs from base 1 to 414 and encodes 137 amino acids. NCBI's taxonomy places the organism in Eukaryota, Oomycota, Peronosporomycetes, Peronosporales, Peronosporaceae. The record is from RefSeq and is a predicted model, not a curated record. The transcript has a single exon.